CUUCACAGCUGGGUUUCUUCUAAUGGCGGAACCAAUUCCUUCAUCACCGAAAUCUCUUCAAUCUCCUAAUCCUAUGGAACCUUCUCCUGCAUCUUCUGCUCCUUUACCUUCAUCAUCAUCGCAACAACAACAACAACAACUCAUGACAGCUCCGGUUUCCAAUUCUGUUAAUUCCGCUGCGUCUCCGGCUAUGACUGUAACUACCACCGAAGGUGUUGUAAUUCAGAACAAUUCGCAAUCCUCUCCCAACCCUACUUCGAACCCAGCCGUCGGAGCUCAGAUCCCGUCGCCUUCUCCUCUCUCUCAUCCUUUGGAUCAGCAAACACAGACUCACCAACUCGUUCAACAAACUCAGCAAUUGCCUCAACAACAACAACAACAACAGAUUAUGCACCAAAUCUCUUCAUCUCCGAUUCCGCAAUUAUCGCAGCAACAGCAACAGAUUCUCCAGCAACAACAACACAUGACUUCCCAGCAAAUUCCAAUGUCCAAUUACCAAAUACCUCAAUCUCUUCAGCGAUCUCCUUCUAUCUCUCGCCUGAGCCAAAUUCAGCAACAACAACAGCAGCAGCAGCAACAUCAAGGUCAAUACGGCAACGUUUUGAGACAGCAAGCUGGAUUGUACGGAACCAUGAACUUUGGUGGCUCAGGUUCAGUUCAACAGAGCCAGCAGAAUCAGCAGAUGGUCAACCCUAAUAUGUCCAGAGCAGCUUUAGUUGGCCAAAGCGGUCACUUGCCAAUGCUUAACGGCGCAGCUGGAUCAGCUCAGAUGAAUAUUCAGCCCCAAUUAUUGGCAGCUUCGCCGAGGCAGAAAUCUGGCCUGGUUCAAGGUUCGCAGUUUCAUCCGGGAAGUUCUGGACAACAGUUACAAGGGAUGCAAGCAAUGGGAAUGAUGGGAUCACUCAAUUUGACCUCGCAGAUGAGAGGCAACCCUGCUCUCUAUGCGCAGCAGCGAAUCAACCCGGGCCAGAUGAGACAGCAAUUGUCACAGCAAAACGCUCUUACUUCACCUCAGGUCCAGAACCUCCAGAGAACAUCUUCUCUCGCAUUUAUGAAUCCUCAGCUAUCGAGUUUGGCCCAGAAUGGACAAGCUGGCAUGAUGCAAAACUCCUUGUCACAGCAGCAAUGGCUGAAGCAAAUGUCGGGAAUAACGAGCCCCAAUUCAUUCCGACUCCAACCGAGUCAAAGGCAGGCUCUACUCUUACAGCAGCAGCAACAACAACUGCCCUCUCCUCAGUUACAUCAAUCUUCUAUGUCCUUGAAUCAGCAGCAGUUAUCACAGAUAAUACAACAGCAGCAGCAGCAACAAUCACAAUUAGGCCAGUCGCAGAUGAACCAUUCCCAUUCCCAACAACAACUACAACAGAUGCAGCAACAACUACAGCAGCAACCACAACAGCAGAUGCAGCAGCAACAACAACAACAGCAAAUGCAGAUUAAUCAACAACAGCCAUCUCCAAGGAUGUCGAGUCAUGCAGGACAAAAAUCUGUCAGUUUAACGGGUUCACAACCAGAUGCUACACAAUCGGGUACAACAACACCUGGUGGUAGCUCAAGCCAAGGAACAGAAGCAACAAACCAACUCCUUGGUAAAAGGAAGAUACAGGAUCUGGUUUCGCAGGUGGAUGUACAUGCUAGAUUGGAUCCUGAUGUUGAAGACCUCCUUUUGGAGGUGGCAGAUGACUUCAUUGAUUCGGUGACAUCUUUUGCAUGUAGCUUGGCUAAGCAUCGUAAAUCAUCCGUAUUGGAGCCCAAGGAUAUAUUACUCCACCUAGAGAAAAACUUGCACUUGACAAUUCCUGGAUUCUCAAGUGACGAUAAACGCCAAACAAAAACUGUACCAACUGAUCUUCACAAGAAGCGACUUGCAAUGGUGCGUGCAUUACUAGAAUCCUCAAAAGCAGAGACGAAUGCAAGCAAUUCCAAGGAAACUAUGAGACAAGUGAUGGUGAACCCAAAUGGUCCAAAUCAUCUCUUAAGACCAUCCCCAAGUUCAGAACAACUGAUUUCGCAAACAUCCGGUCCUCACAUAUUACAACAUAUGACACGAUACUAAAGGACUUGAAUAUAAAAGCCUGAGCCAGCUCUCACUGCUAUGUUCAUCUUCUUGGUUUCAGGAGUUUACACAUCUACGGAGAGUGAAGGCACAAGGAGUCAAAGUGUAUGUAUUAUAUAUAUAUAAUUCAUGAGUCUUAUAGGCAAUCAAAUAAUACAGUUAUUUUUUUCAU
Molecule: messenger RNA, 2228 nt
Organism: Arabidopsis arenosa
Lineage: Eukaryota; Viridiplantae; Streptophyta; Magnoliopsida; Brassicales; Brassicaceae
Source: the annotation of a GenBank genome assembly